Molecule: messenger RNA, 1077 nt
Organism: Melampsora larici-populina 98AG31
Lineage: Eukaryota; Fungi; Basidiomycota; Pucciniomycetes; Pucciniales; Melampsoraceae
Exons: 2
Coding region: 1-1077 (358 amino acids)
Source: RefSeq, a predicted model, not a curated record
AUGCCUUCAUAUCCCAACUCCAACUCUGCUUCUUCAGCUCGUAAAAUACAUCAAGUGCGCAACUGGAAGCAUGGGACUCCGGUUAAGUCACUCAAGGCCAAUAAUGCAUUAGUAGCGGACGUUCUUCCAAAGUCUAACUCUCAAAUCUGUCGGCUAUUCGCUAAAUUUACUAGAAUGCUAUUAGAAUAUGACCCCGUACAUAAAUCAUACCCUCUUGAACCUACCAGUGAGGAACGUCUUCAACUAAAAUUUCUCACUCAGGAGGCCACGAUGUCAGAUCAGCGGAUCUUUGUCUUAGAACCUACAGUCUUGAGUUCACUCACCGACAAUUCAACCAGACAAAGAUCAGUUUUCCUGGCUGAUCUUCGACAACAUGGUAUCCAACGGGCCACCUUUGACUGGAGCAUGAAAGAAGGCUGUCGCUGGAAUCAAGCGAUGAAAAUUCUGGUUAUCAAGCACUGGAGACACGCCAAACAGAGGGGCGAUUUUGGAAGCCUACCAAUCAAUCCAGCACACAUAACUCACACAAAACUUGAGGGGAUAUUGAUGCGAUGGAUUCGUGGACAAGCUUCUGCCAUCCGAUCAGGACGCAACACUCCUGAAAAACUUCGGGUAAUCGAGAAUAACAAGAAGAAGCGACAGUUAUUCAAGUAUCGUCGCGAGACUUUUGAACGUCAUCUGGGUGAAGAGUCAUUAGACUUGAUCCCAGAUGCUGAUUGCUGCUCCGAGACUGAGUGGGAACCAGAAGAAAUUCAACAUAAUAAAGUCGGGCUGGUUUGGCGAAGUCAACAGUAUGCAAGUCUCUUGCAUAGUCUUGAUCGUCUUUCAUACGAAUACAAAGCACAAGUCGAUGGAAUCAUCUUAGCCACUCGACGUUUUGAUCAGUGUCGUGUGGACCAGUCCUCUACUAAUCCGAAUGCAGCAGUUUGCUGCGGCCUUCCUCAAAAUUGCUACGAUCAGGUGUGGUAUAAUAAUCUCAAUGAUGAUAAAAAGGUCAAACUAAACUGUCAACCACCUUCAGACUCGCUUAACAGUCUGGCCAACAAAAUCGAACAGCUGUUGGUGAAAAAAACUUAG